Epinephelus lanceolatus (giant grouper) is the source of this 1577-nucleotide messenger RNA. RefSeq names its product tocopherol (alpha) transfer protein (gene ttpa). Gene Ontology annotation, molecular function: lipid transfer activity; vitamin E binding; phosphatidylinositol bisphosphate binding. Gene Ontology annotation, biological process: vitamin E metabolic process; vitamin transport. NCBI's taxonomy places the organism in Eukaryota, Metazoa, Chordata, Actinopteri, Perciformes, Serranidae. Gene Ontology annotation, cellular component: late endosome; membrane. The record is from RefSeq and is a predicted model, not a curated record.
UGGCAGUGAAAUGUUGCCGGACCUGGGUGCAACAUGAGCGGGCCUCAGCCCAGUGAAUUCCCGGACGACUGGGAGCAGCUCGAGCGGUGUGUGAGCGUCCUGAGGCGGAGAACCCUGCAGGCCAGCGAGCUGUCCGCUGUCAGGACCUUCUCCGACCAGUUUCUCAUCAAGUUUCUCCGGGCCAGAGACGGGGACGUGGAGCUCUCCCUGAAGCUCUUACUGAACUACCAGCGGUGGCGAAGGGAGAGUCCUGAGAUCAGCAAAUGUCUGUCCCCCUCCUCGGUGCUUGGCCUCCUCAACACAACGUACCACACCGUCCUCCCACAGCGGGACCACACUGGCAGCAGGGUGCUCAUCUACAGGAUUGGACAGUGGAACCCAAAAGACUGGUCAGCCUUCCAGGUGUUCAGGGUCAGCCUGAUGACAUCAGAGAUCAUCUCCACGGAGACAGAGACACAGAGACGUGGUCUGAAGGUCAUAUUUGACCUGCAGGGGUGGAGUUUAGGCCACGCCCUGCAGAUUAACCCUUCCCUUGCCAGAAAGAUAUCCUCUGUACUUUCGGACUCUUUCCCACUGAAAGUUAGAGGAAUCCAUCUGGUUAAUGAGCCGAUGCUCUUCCGGCCAGUCUUCUCCAUGAUUCGUCCAUUCCUGCCAGAAAAGAUCAAACAGAGGAUCCACAUGCAUGGUGCUGAUUUUCAAGACACUUUAAGCGACUUCUUCUCAGCGCCCGUCCUGCCUCCAGAAUAUGGAGGGGAGGGGCCUAGCAUAGAGGAGGUGUGUCAGGACUGGACCAAUCAGCUGCUUGAAUCAGAGGAACUCCUGCAGCAGAUUGCGAAUCACCCAACAGGUGACAUCACUGUUACUCCUGAGGACUCCUUGAUCUCAGAGGAAGUGCAGACUGAGCAACUCUCUGAGGGAUGAUGUUUGGAAUGUUCACAUAUACGCACUGCUGUUUUUUAGUGUGGAUGAAAACACACACACACACACACACACACUGACAGCCAUUUUUGAGGCCCUAACUCUUGAAGUUGUUAACUGCGUCAAGAGAGCUGUCAGUGCUUUAAAACUUUUCAGCGCUUGUCUAUCUGGUUGACUUUGUGUUUACAUGUGUCAGCUGUCUUCUGGUUACAUUGCUCCUUGAAAUCUGAACAAAGGCAGAAGUUACAUCCUCUAUUUUAAAUAUGCUUUCUUUUCAAGAGUGACAUGAAGAUAUUGAUGUCAAUCUCAUGUCUGUAUUCUAAGUACUGAGUCUGAAGGUGUGUCGUGUACUUCCGUCAGUAUACUUCCAUGUAGUACACUAUGUACUUCUUGCACGGUGUACUAAUUUCAACAGGGUAGUGUUGUCUCAAAUCACAUACUGCUGUUUUACACUUACCUGAAGUGACAACGGCCCUUCUUCUUCUUCUUCUUUGUCUUGUUUUUUAAACGGUGAAUUGCAAAUUGAUGGUGGAGCAUUAUUGCCAACAUUUGACCUAUUGGCUUCUAUUCAACAACAGUACUGGUAAUUAGUAGGGCUUAUGUAUAUAUAUAUAUAUAUAUAUAUAUAUAUAUAUAUAUGUAUAUAUUUUUAGGCUAUA